AUGGAGGGGCGACAACAGCUCGAUUCCGCAUGGCGCAGUCUUUGUAGCCCGGAAGAGGUGCAAAUGCCUGUCAAUCCGAUUCACCUUCGAGAGUUUUACCAACAGAGCGAUCUUCGUGCCUUUGGAGAGUCACGGCUCGAUCCCGAGCAGGGCCACUUCGUGUCUGGGCGGACUCGCAGCCAACGCCGCAAGCUGGCUGAUCCAGCCCAGUUCAACUCCGCAUUCUUCGAAUAUCGGAGCCCACCCCCAUACGUCUCGGUGGACUUCGCAAAAAUGAGACUUCAGGGCGAUGGUGUGACAAUUGAAGUCUGCAUUCGCACUUGGGAGGACCUGUCCCCCUGGAUGACGCUCGACUCUUGUCUUCGCCGCCAUCAGGAAGAAAGCGAGGCGACAGUCCUGAACCGCCUCAUUGCACGUAUUGGUCACUGGUGUUCCGAGGGUUCAUAUGACAUGUUGACGGUGCAGCCUCAUUUGCUGCUUGACUUCGUCAAAGAUCGGGCGUGGGCGGAUCGGGCGUUGGAAAGAGACACUGUCAAGCGGAUCAACAAACUGGAACCCAAGUUUGCCCUCGCUAUGGCACGCGCACAGGCACAGCGCUCUAUGAGGGAAGUUGUUGGAGCAAUGACAGAGCCUCAGCAAAGUUGGACUGCAGAGAGGCUAUUGAUAGAGGGAUUCCGUGGAGAGUCUGGGGACCAUGAGGCGACAUCUGUUGCUCGUGCAAAAAAGGUGGCAGGACGGGAAUUGCCGAUCAUGCGGGCAACAUCAACGCAGAACAAUGGAGAACCGCAAAGAAGGACGACACACUGA
This is a messenger RNA of Purpureocillium lilacinum, 807 nucleotides long. The record is from RefSeq and is a predicted model, not a curated record. Lineage: Eukaryota; Fungi; Ascomycota; Sordariomycetes; Hypocreales; Ophiocordycipitaceae.